AUUACCGUAAACCGGGGAAGGACGCCGUUUGGAGGCGUUGUACGAGGUAGUAUUCUAGUAGUAUUCUAGGCUAGAUAGUUCGUUGAGAUAAUUGGCUUUCCAUCGGAGCCAGCACGUCCCUUGUGCUUCACCUCUCCUACUUACUGCUUAUACCCGACGAUCUCCGCGGCCAUGACGGUUGCCGUGCUGGCGAUGCGACUCCGACAGAAGAAUGAGACACCAACAACAGAUCUAAGGGCAUGGAGUUCUUCGAGAAUCAGGUCGGCGAGGUGCGAUUCCUAACCAAUCUCCCCGGCCCUCCGACAGCCGCCAACGUCGUACCCCCGAUUCCGCCGGGCAUCUCCUCUCCCACGGCCGCUGCAACGAGGGCGAAUACUGGCGAUGGAGAGCCUCUCGCUGCACCGCCAAAUAGCAACAGUGUCCCGCCGUCCGCGGUGCAGCAUACACAGUCGCGCCAGAACAUCGGCAAACCCGACAAGAAGACGGCAAAGAAAAAACAACCCCCCACCGCUACGCGUCAUGACACAAUAACGUCAUGCUCAACCCCAUCUGUGUCCGCUUCAACGCCCGGGGCGGCCACGCCGGCUACCGUCCUCGGCACAAAGCGGAAGACUCCCGGCGGUGAUGCCGAUGACGACGAGGAAGAAUUGCCGAACGCUCCCCGAUCUGGCCCUCAACAGAGAAGCAAACGCAACAGAUAUAUUUCGAUUGCUUGCAACGAAUGCAAGCGCCGCAAGAUCAAAUGCAAUGGAGAGACGCCCUGUGGCCGGUGUGGCCAUCUCAACUUGCAAUGCCUAUAUGCCCCGAACUGCUGUGCCAGCAGUGUCAAGGAUUCAGAUGAAUUCAAGCAGAUGGCCGCUCAGGUGAACCACCUGCAAGAGCAGGUCGACACUCUAUUCAGUAAUUUGAAUGCACUACGGGCCGAAACCUUACGAGCAGGCGGCCCUAUCUACCAACCUGAUCGUACCCUGUCUGGCCCCUCGGCUUCCAGCACGCCGACUUCGACCACCAUGACGGUACUGCCUCAACCCCGCCAACCUCCUUUUGCCUUCCGAGGAGUUACAAGUAACCGCUUUAGUCUCGAUGUUGCGAAAAAUACCUUACAUAAAAUGGGAUAUUCAUAUCCUAGUGAUAACGCUGAUGCAAACGGCCAGCCUCAUGAGACACCCGGCGGAUCCCCCAAAUUGGCACCUCAGAUGAUCCCAUCGGCUGAGAAUCAUACUGCAGAUGCGCUAUGGGAAUUUGACAAAGAUGAAAUGAUUCGUCUGUGUCGUAUAUACGAAGAGGAAGUCGGCAUCAUGUACCCUGUUCUUCGCAUUGACUCGAUCAUCGCUCACGCCAAAACGUUAGCUACGUGGAUGGCGGCGGCAAAGAAAAGUGGAUUUGCCGAUGGCCAAGAUGGCGGUAUCAAUGAUUCAAAUACUUUGCUACUCAAGAUUGUCCUGUGCGGUGGGUUACUUGUCGAAGGUCACGGAAAUAGUGUACAGGCUCAAAGGAUCUAUGCUGGCAUCAAACCUAUUGCAAAUAGGAUGCUGAUGAGUGAUCCGCCAAAUGUUCAGAAUUUGCCUUUCUUAGCUCUAGUUGCUGGAUACCAUUUCCUCUCUGCCGACGAAGUAUUGUGCUGGCGCGUUAUGGGCCAAGUUGUACGACUAUGCCUUGAAUUAGGCCUUCACAAACGUGAUGUCGUCGAGCAGAUCAAAGAUGAAGAGCAGCGUAACCUGGCUAUUAACACUUUCUGGAGCGCCUACGUCCUAGAUCGCCGGUGGGCAUUUUCUGCUGGUCUACCUUAUGUCAUGCCAGAUGAAGAGAUAGAUCCCGAUCUACCGUCUCCGUACCCAUUUCUCGUAAUGAUGAUAAGGUAUUCAAAACUUAGCGGGAAAGUAUGGCGCUGCGUCCGGCAUCUUGACUCGGAUGUAGCCAUGGACGCCCCAGUGGAUGAUAUCGAAGACUUGGAUCGACAGAUCAAGCAGUGGUAUAACGAAUUACCAAAAGAUGUGCAGUUGAAUCUUUCCGAUUGGGAGGAUUUGCCCCAGUAUCUAAGCCCUCCAGUAAAUUCUCAAAAGGAGUACGAUGUACAGCGCCUACAGAUUUGGACCUGGCUGCGAUACAAUCAGAUUCGGAUGUGGCUUCUCACCCCUAUUCUUCACACACAUAGUAGCAUCAUGGACAACUUGCGUCAUGCCGAGGUCGCCGUGAAGCUGGCCAAAAACACCAUCCGGUAUCUAGCGCAUCUCAAUAAUACUACGAAUGUCUACCGCCGGAUGCAGAUAUUCUAUCACCAAUUCUUGUCAUCGGCUAUUACCAUAUUAUUUGUGGCGUCCUGCCACGCGCCGGUGAAUUUCAGCUCGUCGUGCCGGGAUGAGUUCUACAUGGCCUUGGAACUCCUCAAAGACAUGUCUGCGAAAUCGUGGGUAUCGAAACGGCUCUGGGGCACGGUCAAAUCGUUACGGGAUGUGGCGCCUCGCCUCGGCCUCGCUGAGGAUCCACACUCGAGUGCCGCGCUGACCAUGGCCGGCUUAGCCACCGGUCACGGCCAAACGGGGCCGACCCCAUCGACGAGCUCUCCCUUCGCCCAUCCACUCAUGGUGGUGCCGCCAUCGCCGGGGUACGACGGAAUGCAGACUGGAAUACAGAUGUCGAGCGAGAUGUCGAGGAUAUUCGAAGGUGUCUCGGUUAAACAUAACCAGAUGCAUGAUGGCAUGGGACAUGCCGAACCGAACGCGGUUUGCACGACGGUCGCGCCUGGUGCGCCGGCUAUGGCAUAUGCAUCUCGGGGCACUGUCUAUCCACCGUUUAGAGAUGUAUUCUGACAGUUGCGUGAAGAGGUAUAUAAACAAACCAACUGGAAUAAAGAGUAAGGGGGAUAUUAUAACACAUCAGACGGGUGUCAAUGUUGAUAUGAUAUACCAAUGUACUUGUAAUUAUAAGCAAGCACAUAUCUCCGAACAUAUUACGGGCAAGUUCGUGGACUGUAAUGUCGCUAGGUGUGAGCUUUGCCACAGCAUUAAGCUC
This is a messenger RNA of Xylaria bambusicola, 3012 nucleotides long. RefSeq names its product fungal-specific transcription factor domain-containing protein. Gene Ontology annotation, molecular function: RNA polymerase II cis-regulatory region sequence-specific DNA binding; zinc ion binding; DNA-binding transcription factor activity, RNA polymerase II-specific. Gene Ontology annotation, biological process: positive regulation of transcription from RNA polymerase II promoter by galactose; DNA-templated transcription. NCBI's taxonomy places the organism in Eukaryota, Fungi, Ascomycota, Sordariomycetes, Xylariales, Xylariaceae. The transcript has 3 exons. The record is from RefSeq and is a predicted model, not a curated record. The coding region runs from base 240 to 2810 and encodes 856 amino acids. Gene Ontology annotation, cellular component: nucleus.